This is a messenger RNA of Oncorhynchus mykiss (rainbow trout), 5375 nucleotides long. NCBI's taxonomy places the organism in Eukaryota, Metazoa, Chordata, Actinopteri, Salmoniformes, Salmonidae. The record is from RefSeq and is a predicted model, not a curated record.
UUUCACCUGAUAGGACUGUUUUGAUUUUUGUUGUUUCACUUUUAUUAUUUUAUUCAGUGUUCAGUUGUAAUAACUUUAACAUGGACAUGGACCACCCUGCAGUUUGGUCUGAACUUUCCUACUCCUCAUCAGAUGAAGAAGAUCGUAACAACGGCUGCUCAAAUGAUUUGUUACUCUUAUUUUUUACUUAUAUAUUUUCACUUAAAAUGUAUUUUUUCUUAAAACUGCAUUGUUGGUUAAAGGCUUGUAAGUAAGCAUUGCACUGUAAGGUCCUCACCUGAUCGGUGCUUGUGAGAAAUACAUUUGAUUUGAUUUGGAGAAAAUGUACCUUUUCUCUCAUCUCCAACUAUCAGUAAGGCUGAAGGACAGGUUAGGUGGGCACAGCAACAUCCAAUCCUGUCAUACAUUACAUCAUGCUUUCAUUAAUUAUUUGUUUAUCCAACCGUUUGUUCAUUUGUGUGGUGUGUGUGUGUGCAGAGAUAUCCUGGGGAGGGGAGUGGCUGUCAGUAACUCAGGGAUAAAUAGAGAAGCAGAGCUCAGUUUCUCAGAAGGCGGACCUGACAGGGUCACACACAGGACCAAGCAGGAGCAGGACCUCAGCAUUUUCACCUUUUAUUACAAAUGGAGAAACAUGAAGAUGUUCAGUACUGUUUUCAAGACAGAAACUCUUCUUGCAGAAAGGCUUUGCUAUCGACAUCUAUCUACAUAACACUGUACAUCUUCUUCUCAUUGAUUUCAGCAGUUACAGUAUUUUUGAACGUACUGGUGAUCAUCUCCAUCUCUCACUUCAAGCAGCUCCACACUACAACCAACCUGCUCAUCCUCUCUCUGGCUGUGUCAGAUCUCCUGGUGGGACUGAUUGUGAUUCCGGUACUGACUGUAGCAAUAAUGGAAUCAUGCUGGGGAUUUGGGAAAUAUUUCUGUGCGUUUCAAUUCUACAUUACUUUUUUAUGUACUUCUUUAUCGCUUGGCAAUUUGGUCUUGAUAUCUAUUGACCGCUAUGUUGCUGUGUGUGAUCCCUUAUUGUACCACUCUAAAAUAACAACAACAAGAAUGAUGUGUUGUAUAUCCAUUACCUGGUGUUGUUGUAUCAUAUACGAUGCUGUUAUUAUAAAAAAAGUUGUAAAUGUGCAGGUACUGAGUAGGUGUUUGACAGAAUGUUUUAUUUUUGAAGGAAUAACCUGGGUUAAUAUCACUGACCUUGUUAUUACAAUGGUUGUCCCGUGUUCUAUUAUUAUAACACUUUAUAUGAAAAUCUUUGUGGUGGCCAGAUCACAGGCCAGAAAGGUAUUUUCAAAAGAGGCUGCCAGUGUGUCUGGUGUUAAAACUGUACAGGCAAAUAAGUCUGAGAGAAAAGCAGCAAAUACUCUUUCUAUUGUUGUUGUCAACUAUUUAAUUUGUUGGAUUCCAUCUCUAUUUAUUUUCUCUUUUUCUGUUUUAUUUGACAAUUUUUCAUCAUUUUUCAUCAUUUUUCUGCCACUUGUUAAUUCCUUAAUUAAUCCAAUAAUUUAUGCUUUCUUUUAUCCAUGGUUCAAAGUGACAGUUAAACGUAUUUUAAAUCUGUAAUGAAGGUGUUCAUAGUUCCUAUAAUUUUAUUCCCUCGGUUGGCCAACAUAGGUUUGAUAUAGUUUUGUAAUACAAUUUUUGUAAUUAUUUAUUUCAUGAAACAAUACACUGACAUUACUUAUCUCAGUGUUGUCAUCAUAGAUACAUGUGGUGUUGAUACAGAAUGAUUUGUCUGAAUUGGAAUGGAAUCACUUGGAGGAGGCAUAAGCUUGUUUUACAAAAUACAUUGUAGGCAUUGUGGAUUGUGUACUCCAAAUACCUAAGGCUGUGGUUGUUCCGUGUUACUUAAUGAUAGUAUGCAAGUAUUCUACAAGUACAUUCCGAGGACGUCAUGAGUCUUUCUAUAUGUUGUUUAGCAUCUCCCUCUAGUGGCUCAAUUGUUACACAACGUCUUCAUCCUGUGUUAAAUUGAAAUGUACUAUACUGCUUAUCAGAUAACGUCCAAGUCUAUCUCAGUGGUGUAUUGUUUAAGUAGUUGAUGGUAAAUGGUAAGAAUAUGCAAUUUUGGGUAACACUUUAUAAUAACAUUCAGUAAUAAACCAUUUGUAAGGCAUUUACAGUUUGUAAGACAUUUAGAAUUUACAGUCUGCUCACCAUUUAAUAUUAAGGCCACAUUUGUGAAAUGUUACUUAGCUUGGUAUUCUGACAUUUAUAAAUAACUUCUACAGUAUAUGCAUUAAUUAUUCAACACAACAGCGCAGGAGACAGUUGCAGACAUUUCAACCUCAACAUACUGGGUAUUAACACUUCCAAAACUCUCACUACUUCACUGCUGAAAGGUCAGGGGUCACACCAGAGCAGCUCUCUCGGAAGCUGUUUAGUGUGAAUGAAUAUGGAGAUUGGGUAACACACAAAUCAUUUCAUAAUGUAUAAUAAUGUAUUUUCAUAAGAUGUUUAAUAAAUGUCUAUGAACCAUUAAAUAAUCAUUAGUAAGUCGUGAGAGUUUUGGACUCUCUGCAAGUCGUUUUGCAGUCCCUAAUCUAAAGUGAGGACUAUUCGUACUUUCUAAUCAUUUAUAAAUGUUUUGAACAGGGACCAGUGUAGUUCAUCACAAACAGAUGGACAUGCUAUUGGUAGACAUUUCAGCAGUACCUGAUGCUCCUUAAGUUCUCAAAAUGACCUAGAACGAAUCAAUGGGUAUUAAACAAUAAGCACACAACACAGAGGAUGUUAAAGGAAAUGUAUUGAAUUUUUUUUUUCAAAACAGUCACACUGUUGUAGUAGUGUGCUGAAGAAUGCUAACAUUAUUGUUUGUUGGCAGUGACUACCAAAACCAAAGUGUGGACUGCAGUCACUCAUUAGAGCAGUUCAUAGACUGCUUACAGGGUAAUGGAACCAAUAUCUAAAUACAUAAUUCAACUGAACAUUAUGUUUAAAGGGUUACUACCUUUAAUACAUUUACAAGUGAAGGUGUCCAAAUACUUAUGACUUCUUUAAAUUGGGGGAAUAGAUACAGAAGAUGUUUUCAUUUCUAAAUGGGAAAACAGAUAUAUAUGAAAAUUCUCUCAAAUAAAAAAGUUGCAUUCAGAGUUUUACACCCACUGGGCAUACACUAGUUGAAUCAACGUUGUUUAUUUUUCAACCAACAUGGUGUAGACAUUGAAUUGACGUCUGUGCCCAGUUGGCAGGGACUGCUUUCAGUAUAUGUUGGCCAUAGGAUGGUACUGUAGUAUACAAUCUGUGUCUGAGAAGGAUGACUUGACUCAUUCUAUAUGAAAGAUAAUUAUUUAUGUUCUAUUAAGACAACAUAUAUCUGAACUUUAUGUGUAAGGUGAAAAGUGUGCUUCUUCCAAACUGAGAAGAGACCAUCUGUCUGAAUAAUACCAAAGCCUUUUCAUUACAGAAAACUCCCUGAAUACAGAUUAUUCAGAAAAUAUUCAUACCACUAUAUUUAAUCCUAAUUUUAUCUUGUUACAGCCUGAAUUUAAAAUGUAUGAAUACACUGUUUUUCUCAUCAUCUACAUGCAACACCUCAUAAUGACAAAGUGAAAACAAUGUGAAUGCACAUUAAAUACAGAAAUAUCUCAUUUACAUAAGGGUCCUAUUUUAUAUCACAAGCAGCUUAUAAAGGCUUCAUAAAGACUUCAUAAAGCGUUUAUAAACACUACAUUAAUGUGUCACAAAUCAUUAUAACCACAUGUCAUCCUCUAUGAAGGGUUCACUGUAUGUAUGAAAAUACAUUCAAAUAAAAGCUGACAUUCUAUAACAUCAACUCAAAUGAAAAAAGUGAAAAUUAUGUAAAUUACAUAUUUCUGUAUUUAUUUUGCAAUACAUUUGCAAAAAUGUCAAAAAAAAUGUUAUCACGUACAUGUGGCUUUUAACUAUGUGACAUGAGCAUUAAUGUCAAAUGUGACAUAACCCACUAAGUCAAAUGGGAAAUAAACCUGUGCUUUAUAAAGGGUGGCAUAAGCUAUGCUUAAUAAAGGAUUUAUGAAUCAUAUGACAUUGAGGCAUCACAAAGCAUGUAUUACCUUGUCAUGCAUUUCAGUAGAGCAUUGCAAUACCAGGAUAGAUGGUUUGAUUGCCGGGACCACCCAUAGGUAAAAUUGUAUGCACAAGUGACUGUAAGUCGCUUUGGAUAAAAGCAUCUGCUAAAUUGUAUGUAUUAUAUUACUCUAAAACAUUUCUAGGAUGACCCAACCUCUUUCCCUCUUGGGUGCAUACACAAUAUUGGGACCUGACCGCAACUUUCUCCAAAAUGCUGUGCAGCAGGAAGACACACAACUUUCUGUUUUUUUCAUCUAAUUCCGUUUUCUUGGUUUAUUUUAUUCAGCUUUCAGAUAUUUCACUUUUUUCUGAUUUUAAAAACCUUUUUAUUUAUUUAUAGAAAAACAACUACAUUGGAAUAUCUGUGUUCACAACAAUGCUUAAACCACAUCAGGGGAUUACUUUUCAGUUCUGGUAUAAAUCUGAGAAAUGUUUGUUUUUUAGUGUAGUUAACCUUUAAUUCAGUGUGCAUUGGCUAGAGAUGUCAGGGUGUUACGUCUCUUCCUGCUCCAUCUGUGCCCAGUGUAAGACGCCCAGAAACCUCCCUUAUGGAAAGUGCCUUUCCCUGCCGGUUCCACAUUGAAACUGGUCUCACCUCUUGGUGGACUUUGUCACUGACCUGGUUCCUAUUCCCCCUGAUAAGUAUGUGUAAAUAUGUGUCCUUUGUUCCACAUUGCCCUUGUCGAUUAUUGUUCCAUUUCUCUUGGUCUUGUGAGGAUCUGUGCUCUGUUGUAUAGGCUUACAUGUUACCGUGUGUCACGUUCUGACCUUUAUUUCCUUUGUUUUGUAUUGAUUUAGUAUGGUCAGGGCGUGAGUUGGGUGGGCAGUCUAUGUUUGAUUUUCUAUGAUUUGGGGAUUUCUAUGUUUCGGCCUAGUAUGGUUCUCAAUCAGAGGCAGGUGUCAUUAGUUGUCUCUGAUUGAGAAUCAUACUUAGGUAGCUUGGGUUUCACUGUAUGUUUGUGGGUGAUUUGUCUAUGUUGAUUGCUUGUUUCAGCACAGUUCUCAUUAGCUUCACGUCGUUAUUUUGUUCAUUGUUUUUGUGUAGUGUUUCAGUGUUCAGUGUUUUCUUUAUUCAAUUUCAUGAUGAGCACAUACCACGCCGCAUUUUGGUCCUCCGAUCCAUCUCGCCUCUCCUCUUCAGAUGAAGAGGACGACCGUGACACCUUGUCAGUGUGCACUUGUUAUUACGGGUCUUGACCCAUGUAUUCUUUAGAUGUUUACACCUUUUUUUUUAUUUUUUAUUUUUUUACAACACUGUGUUUAAUAUACAGUUGAAGUUGGAAGCUUACAUACAUUUAGGUUGGAGUCAUUAAAACUCGGUU